GAUAAGCACGUUGGAUUGAAGCUCGUGCUUAAAGUUGUUCUUGUGAUUAUUUUGCUGCAAUUUUUGUUUGAUUUCUGCAUUAGAACAUGGCCGAGGGUAACGACAAUAAUGCCCUGCGCUUUCUAUCGCUGAACAUGAAAGACUGCCUGGGCUGCAAAGAUGUGAGCGUGUCGUUCCCCGAAUCGGACAACGUUCAUGUGCUGCUCUACAGCGUUGCGAAUGCGGAGGAGCAGCAGGCUGCCGGCACCAUUGUCGCCGCGACACCUGUGGCCCAGGCCAUACAGCUAUUGUGCACUAUGUCCUUUCCGGACGCGGAGAGCUUGAAGCAGGUGCCGCUGCUGAAGGUGGGACACGGCAGCGUGUCCCUGUGCUUCCAGAUGUCGCGCAUUGGUGUGCCACAGACUCAGGAGGACGAGGAGGACACCGAAAGCGACUUGGACAUGAGUCCGUCCACCUCACAGCAGGCAUCACUGCGUCUCGAGGAGCAGAGACUGCGCCGCGCUGCACGCAAUCGAAGCAAAAACCUCGUAAACAAAAAGGAGGUGACCGUCCAGCGACGCUUCACUCCCACAUCGCUGGAGUGGGUGAGCUAUGCGGUGAAUGGCGGCCAGAGUCGCAAAUGCCGUUUGGAAGAGUUCCACGGCCUGUUCUUUGAGGAGGCCCAGUACUCGGCCAUCCAUCUGUGGGAUCUGCAGCAUAAGUGUGCCGGCAAUUGGCUGCAGAUCAUCCAGGCAGACGCCAAUAGCUACAAAAACUUCCAGACGCCUGAAAAUCCAUUCGAAACCUUUGCCAAGCUCUUCGAACGCCAGGAUCUGGAGGAGGAGGAUGUCUUAUGCAAAAUGGCCAAAUCCUGUAUGACCCUCAACGAGGCUGUGCGCCGUUCGGAGCGUGAAUUCGUCUUGCAAGUCUUCGACCAUGUGCGCCGCAUAUUUGAGUACAUAACCAUGAAUAAGUACACUGUGUGGUUCCUGGUGCCAAGCCAGCAAGGCCUUCAGACUCUGCCAGAGGCGGAACUCGAUUUUGAUUUGCGUAAUGUGCGCACAUCCAUCCGAAUGACUGGCGAUGACAGGAACAUUUACUGGAGCCAAUCGGAGCACAAUAUCCAGGACUUGCUCAUGAUAUCCUUCCAAUUGGCGCUGAGCCGCAGGGCCAAUCAGUCAGUGCUGAUCAUCAGCCAUUUGAAAAAGCUGGCAGAUUUCGUGAGCUGGCAGUUUGUUACUGCUUCCUACAUGAACGAUAUCUAUGCCCGUAAAUCCACAGAUCCUAAAUGGGUCUGCAUGCGCUACUUGCAACGCAUUGUGGAAAUCGCCCAGAGCCAUGGCACUAUUGUCCUCAUCGAAUAUCCCAGCUCCCUUAGCCUUCUCUCCGAUGAACGGCAGGUGAUCAAGUGUAAGCAGAGUCCGGACGGCAGCUCCUGGGACGUAAGCGUUUCGGCAGACGAAAUAUCCGAGUACUGCUUGGCAACCUUUAAGGCGUCCAUCAACAUGAACGUUGGCAGUGCCUAGCGCAUAAGUUUUUCUGUCGAAGAUUCCCCAAACAUAGCUUUCCAAAUAUGUUUUUCCAUUGUUCAUUUUCUUUUAAUUACACUGCCAGUGGCUCCAUUCUUCAGCUCCAUUUCAAUUAGGGUUUUGUCGGCUGUCAGUUAGAAUGCCACACAGCCAGCAAGCCAUCAGCAUCACCAUUCUCAUCCGUAUACGUAUACUCAUCCGCAUCCGCAUCCUUGCCGCCGCAACAACAGCAGCCAUAGCCACUACAAUGGCUGUCAGUCAAAGGCACGCGUCAUUUGCUGGCGAAAUGCAUUUUACGUAAACCCAAAAGCAUUUUAAGCUAAACACCCAACACCCACCGCACUCGACCCAGUUAGAAGACCGAGGCCAGGACCACGACCAGGGCCACAGCCGGGAGUUGCAUCUGGAUGGCAUGGCAUGGAACGCUGAUGGAAGGAGCGACUGUCUGUCUGGCUGACUUGACUUGACUGAUUGGCGGUUGUUUGGGCAACUUUUCGGCGCAAGAUAUUUGUAUGUAGAAUGUAGCUUCAUAAUAUAAUUAAUAUUGGUAGUUUUAGGGAGUUGCAAAAACUUCGAGAUGAAUUCCAAAACAAACAGAGAGCCGUAAUACUAUGCAUCUCUUUGGUGCUGUGGCAUUAUAUUAUAUCUCAUAUAUCAUUAUUCCUUCAGAAUUAAUUCAACAAAGAAUUCACAAGCUUAUAUAGUUUUUUUUUUUUAAUUUGUUUUAUAUAUUUUUUUUUAUAUCAGAGAACAUAAAGAAGAAUGAAUACAAAUGGGAUUCGAUACACAAUAUAAAUACAAAUAAUAUAGUACAUAUACCCAAAGAAAUAUCAAGAUAAAAUAUAUAAGAAAGGUUUGAAAUAAUCAAAGAAAUAUAUCAAGAUACAACUUUUAAUAAUGAUUAUGGAAAAAUAUCUAAAGAUAAAUCCAUUUAUAGUUGAUUAAAAAUAAGCCGUAAUUAUAAUUUCUGCAAUUAUAUUUAAAGUGAAUAUGAUUCAUAGUUGCAGUCACUGUUCUAAAAUAACACCUUUAUAUCUUAUGAACAAAAUUUCCUCUCAAUUUAAUUGAGCUUAAGUUAUAUUUUAACCAGGAAAAGCGAUAUGUAGAUGGACCUCCCUUUUGAUAGAGAAAUUAGUUUCU
Messenger RNA from Drosophila obscura, 2648 nucleotides. Its product is annotated as protein ORD. Lineage: Eukaryota; Metazoa; Arthropoda; Insecta; Diptera; Drosophilidae. Bases 87 to 1505 code for a protein of 472 amino acids. The transcript has 7 exons. The record is from RefSeq and is a predicted model, not a curated record.